AUGGGGCGCGUUGUGCAGCAGAUUGGUGCGCGCGCGCUGCACCCACAUCAGCGGCGGCCGCCGGCGUCGCCCUACGUACCCGUCAGGAGUAAAUCUAGUGAGAUUGACUGGAGAGACGCGGUGAGCGAGGCAGAGAGAAUCGUCGGGUAUCCGACUUCGUUUCUUAACUUGCGAUGGCUUUUCAACGAUGAAAUAGCCAACACUGCAAUUCAUUUGAGGAAAUUGGUGGGAACAAACCAUCCCCUUCUAAAACAAGCAAAGAACCUUUUGAUCGGUUCAAAAAGCAACCUGCAAUCUGUCGGACUUAUCAUUCUGCUAGUCUCAAAAGCGGCAGGCUUCAACGACAAGGAUUAUACUGGAGACCAUUACGAUUCUGGAGUUCUACAUGCCCAAAGAGCUGUUGCUGAAAUAGUCGAGAUGAAAAGGACUGGCCACAUGAUUCAUAAGACAAUGGCCAAUUUGCAGCAGAAGGAGAAAUAUGGGAAUAAGUAUAAGGACCUGCUUUAUGGAAACAAGAUUGUUUUGUUGACUGGCGAUUAUCUCCUUGCCACAUGUCUGCAACAACUUGGCGGAUUACGCAAUAACGAAGUGACAGAACUCAUCUCCACGGGUCUAAGAGACUUGGUUGAGGGAGACUUUUUGGGAGAGCAUGAUAAGGAGAAUAAUCCACUACCUUCUCAGCCUAAAUGUCUCAACGAGGACGAAGCAAGGCACUACAACUGGGAAAGCGAGAACAACCUGAACAAACUAGGUUCAAACGACUUUCUCGGGCAGGGGAAGGACGAGUGGAAACUAAGAACCAUGCUAACCUCUGGUAGCAUUUUAGGUAAAGGUUGCCAAGCAGCAAUGAAAGUGGCUCGUCGCGGGGAACAAAUGGAAAAAGAGGCUUACGUUCUCGGUGGACACCUAGCGUUGCUCUGGCAACUAUAUUUGGAUGUAAAAGAUUUCUUCACUCACCCAUAUUCGUAUUCUCUUGUCGGAGCUCCGGUAGUGAUUGCUAUGUGGGAGUACCCCAAUGUAUACGGGCAUAUAGUCGAAUCCAAGAUAAAAGGAGAACCUAUAAAUUUCAAGCAGUUGUAUUACGCCGUACGCAGCACUCGGUGUAUGGAUUACUUGACUGAGUUUAUGGAUGAGGAAUUGGAGGCUAUCAUGAGGAGUACGGAAUCUUUUGAAGUGGAAGACGCAAGAUUAGCACUACAAAAGAUGGCCAAAACUGUUCACACGGAGUGCUUGCAGUACAUUGAACGUAUAUAGUGUAAAAAAAAUGAUAUAAAGCAGGGUUUCUUAAGCCGUGAUCCAUGGACUACUAAGGGGUCCAUGUAAUGAACGCCGGGGGUCCAUGGCGAGCCUACCUAAUAUAAUGGAACAGUAACCGUCACUAUUCAUAUGUAAUUAAGUAAAGUUUAAUAACAAAGAUUUUUUUGAAAAAUUUUUUUUCGGAAAGGGUGCAUGGGCUCUUCGACAUUUUGAGAUGACUAGAAAAGGUUAA
Molecule: messenger RNA, 1489 nt
Organism: Hyposmocoma kahamanoa
Lineage: Eukaryota; Metazoa; Arthropoda; Insecta; Lepidoptera; Cosmopterigidae
Product: decaprenyl-diphosphate synthase subunit 2-like
Exons: 7
Coding region: 1-1254 (417 amino acids)
Biological process (GO): ubiquinone biosynthetic process; isoprenoid biosynthetic process
Cellular component (GO): transferase complex; mitochondrion
Molecular function (GO): prenyltransferase activity
Source: RefSeq, a predicted model, not a curated record